CUCCCGUCUGUUUUCCAGCUGCUCGUGCUCCUUGGCACUGCUGACGGUCAGUCGAAGCUGACCUCUGAGCAGAAUGCCAUCAGCCUCGCCCCUGGCAAGUACCGCCACUUCGACCACGCCACCAACCAAGAGCUGAUCUGUGACAAAUGUCCCGCAGGAACCUAUGUGUCUAAACAUUGUACGAAGAGCACCUUAAGAGAGUGCAGCCCUUGUCCAGAUGGGACCUUUACUAAGCACGAGAAUGGCAUAGAGCGGUGCCACCCUUGUAGGAAACCCUGCGAACUGCCAAUGAUUGAGAAAACUCAUUGUACUGCCUUGACUGACCGCGAGUGCACUUGCCUGUCUGGUACGUUCCAGACGAACGAUACCUGCGUCCCUUACACGGUGUGCCCGGUCGGUUGGGGCGUCCGCAAGAAAGGAACCGAGACAGAAGACGUUAGGUGUAAGCCGUGCCCUCGUGGUACCUUUUCUGAUGUGCCUUCUAGCGUGAUGAAGUGCAAAACAUACACUGACUGCUUUGCGAAAAAUAUGGUGGUCAUCAAGCCGGGGACCAAGGAGAGUGACAAUGUCUGUGGUUCUCCAGCGUCUCUUCCAAACACAUCUUUGACUUCGUCAAGCACCGAAGUGGGUGAAGACCCCUAUGAAGUUCCACCAACUGCUCCUCUUCCCAAAGGUCUGAACUCUUCAGUUCCCAGUUCUGUCCCUUCUCCUGUGCCGCGCACAUCCAGCGUCACAGUGGAGCUGGCGGGCUACUACAACGAAACCUCGGCCAACGAGACAGAUGGUGCUGGUGGGACCCCCACGGGCUCCAGUGCAACCAGCCAGGCACAGAUUUUCAGCAGAGCGCUGGGGAAGCAGCCGCCGCUGGAGAUGGCAGGGGGCGAGAAGUCCAGCAUUCCAUACAGACCCCCCCGGCGAGGUCAACAGAAUGUCCACCAGCACUUUGACAUCAAUGAACACUUGCCAUGGAUGAUCGUCCUCUUCCUGCUGCUGGUCCUGGUGGUUAUUGUUGUCUGCAGCAUCAGGAAGAGCUCACGGACUCUGAAGAAAGGACCCAGGCAAGAUCCCAGUGCCAUUGUGGAGAAAGCUAUUAUGAAAAAGUCCACCACCCCCACGCAGAACAGGGAGAAGUGGAUCUAUUACUGCAAUGGGCACGGCAUCGACAUCCUCAAGCUGGUGGCAGCCCAGGUGGGGAGCCAGUGGAAGGACAUCUACCAGUUCCUGUGCAACGCCAGCGAGCGCGAGGUGGCGGCUUUCUCCAAUGGCUACGCGGCCGACCACGAGCGCGCCUACGCCGCCUUGCAGCACUGGACCAUCCGCGGGCCUGAGGCCAGCCUGGCACAUGCCCUGCGCCAGCACCGCCGCAACGACGUGGUGGAGAAGAUCCGAGGCCUGAUGGAGGAUACCACCCCGGUGCAGAUGCAGCCUCAGUGGCAAGCGCAGGACCCCUGCCCCGAUGAUGGAAAGGUGGAAGCUGACAGACUGGCACUGCCGGCGAGCCCCAGCCCGCUCAGCCCUGCGCCCACCCCCAACCCCAAGCCCCCUGAGGCCACUGUCCUCACCGUGGAGCCCUCUCCUUCGGAGAAGAAAUGCUUCUUCGUCGACGAAGCGGAGCCCCUCCUGCGGUGCGACUCCACCUCCAGCGGCUCCUCUGCGCUCAGCCGGACAGGCUCUUUUAUUACCAAAGAAAAGAAGGACACUGUCCUGCGCCAGGUGCGCUUGGACCCUUGCGACCUGCAGCCCAUCUUUGACGACAUGCUGCACAUCCUCAACCCCGAGGAGCUCCACGUGAUCGAGGAGAUCCCGCAGGCUGAAGACAAGCUGGACAGGCUAUUUGAGAUCGCCGGAGUCAAGAGCCAGGAAGCCAGCCAGACCCUCCUGGACUCUGUCUAUAGCCACCUUCCCGACUUACUCUAGGCACUGGGGUCACCACGCACUCUCCGAAUAUCUGCUAGAGCUAGCUUGGCACUCGUUAAGACAACCGACAAUACGCAGGCAGGUUUUGUUGUAGAAUAUAUGGCCAGUAUUUCCAUUGAGAUGUCCUUGAUUUCUGGAGGGGGGGCAGUUCGC
Pterocles gutturalis (yellow-throated sandgrouse) is the source of this 2070-nucleotide messenger RNA. RefSeq names its product tumor necrosis factor receptor superfamily, member 21 (gene TNFRSF21). Lineage: Eukaryota; Metazoa; Chordata; Aves; Pterocliformes; Pteroclidae. The record is from RefSeq and is a predicted model, not a curated record. Gene Ontology annotation, molecular function: protein binding. Gene Ontology annotation, biological process: oligodendrocyte apoptotic process; negative regulation of myelination; negative regulation of T cell proliferation.